GCGGCAAACCACAGACAACAAGAACGCCAAUCCAAUCCAAACAAAGCCAAGAUGAAGACGCUUCAGACCAUCCUCGUCCCCGUGCUGCUCUUCAACGCAGCGGCGGGUUUCCCCGUGAACAGGGGAGACAAGUACGCCUCGUGGGAUGACGUCAACGUGGUGGCCCACGGCCUGCUUCAGCUGGGCCAAGGUCUCAAGGAGCAUGUAGACAAGACCAAAGCCCAGAUGAGGGACAUCAGCGGCCGACUGAAAGCUUUCAACGCCACGAUGGUCGCGCUGGAGGGAACGCAGACUGAGCAAGACAAAGUGGUGAAGGCCGAACGGGAGGAGAAGGAAAAAAUGGGUGCUGAGGUUAAGGAGAUGAUGAAGCAGACCAAGGAAUUCCACUCCCGCAUGAACGCGCUCGAGAAGAAAGUGGAUGAAGCGCUUCAAGAGACGACAGAUGUCAACUUCAGGGGCGACAACUCGACAAUGUCGUUCAUCCAGAAAAUCAUGGCGGUGCAGAACAGACGUAUCGACCAAAUGGUGGACAAGAUCAGGCAGCAACAAGACAAGCUGGACAAGCAGAGUUCACACCUUCUGACACUGCAGAAAAAGGUUUCACACCGGGGAGUCCGAUUCCUCAGGCGUAGGCACGAGGAGACGGCACUGACGGGAAAUACGGCGCCGACUGACGCCCAAAGAGGGAGGAAGCAUUCUGAAAGGAGUCUCGGGGCUUCCUUUCAACAAAGAUGAUCGAGACAAUGAUCUGCACGUCAACUGCGCCGAGCUUCAAAUAUCCCAGAAGAUCCGGCUGGCUCAAGUAUCAGCCAAGGAGGAUGUUUUGGAACAACACCAAGAGACAAAACAACUCUUUGAGGACAGCUCUUAUGAAGCUUGCACCCAUUCCAAUAAACCAGCAAUAACGUCUUGAGUG
Messenger RNA from Syngnathus typhle (broad-nosed pipefish), 916 nucleotides. Its product is annotated as angiopoietin-related protein 4-like. The record is from RefSeq and is a predicted model, not a curated record. Gene Ontology annotation, biological process: regulation of lipid metabolic process; triglyceride homeostasis. NCBI's taxonomy places the organism in Eukaryota, Metazoa, Chordata, Actinopteri, Syngnathiformes, Syngnathidae. The coding region runs from base 52 to 735 and encodes 227 amino acids. The transcript is spliced from 4 exons.